CUCCUGGAUGUGACGGUCGCGCGCUACCGAGGACGUUCCGUUUGACCCAAAGAUGUGCGGGUUCCAACACUACACGUCCUGUGGAUUUCACUUCCUGUCACGCUUUUAAGUGUCGUCUUCUUGUUUUUGUAGUUUCCAAAAAGUUUUUUGUUUUUUUUAGUUCCUCUCUUUUGCCCAAGGAGAAGUAGGAGAUCCAUCCAUGCUCGGAGCCCGGAGCGCGGGGCUCGGCUCGAUCCGCGGGGGAUGCGAGUUAGUUUCGACCCGGAAUAACAAUUACAAAACCCGCGGCGAUGAGGCGUUAAAGUGGGGAAUAUAAUUUAAGAAAGAAGCCGGAGUGAUGAAAAUGACCGGAGCCAUGGAAACUUCUUUCAAACUGGCUUUGAAAAAACCGCCCCCGCUGCGGACCGCAGAGGACCUGCACGCCAUCUACUGCCACCUCUACCACAUGGACGUCCUCUCUCACCUCAGGGAGCAUCAGCUACGGUCGAUGUGCACCUCGGCCAGGUAUGAGCGCCACGAGGCCAACCACAUCCUGUUCUACGCUGACAGCACGGCGACCUGCUGGUACAUCCUGCUCUCCGGAUCCGUCUUCGUCAAGGAGCACAUGUACCUGGCGAGGUGCUGCUUCGGCAGGCAGCUGGAGGGCAGGCGAGGCUGUGAAUGCAUCACGUUGGAGCCGUCAGAAAUGAUCGUGGUGGAUAACGGCAGCGAGGCGGACGAGGGGUUGCUGCAGCGGGACGGGUCCCAGCGGCGGUCCAGGCGGCGCUUCAGGAGAGUCACCCCGGGGGAGAGGGAGCUCAUCACAGACGGCCAGGAGCCCGCCGGCUACAGCACGCUUCCUGCUGACCUCAAUAAGAUGCACCUCACAGACCACGCCCAUCAGCAGGUGAUGCACAUGCCUCCCAGCCAAUCAGGAUGCAGCAUCGCCAGCGACUCAGGCAGCAGCAGCCUAUCAGACAUUUACCAGGCCACGGAGAGCGAGCUGGGGGACGUGGACCUGUCCGGACUCCCGGAGGCGGCGGUGGACAGCGAGGAAGAGGAGGAGGAGGACGAGGACCUGGAGAGGGCUUCGGACACCCUCCUGGGCCGAGACCUGGUCCGCGAGUGUCUGGAGAAAGAGCCAGCCGACCGCAACGACGACGACAUUGAGCAGCUCCUGGAGUUCAUGCACCAGCUGCCGGCCUUCGCCAACAUGACCAUGUCCGUGAGGAGAGAGCUGUGCGGCGUCAUGGUGUUCGAGGUGGUGGAGCAGGCCGGCACCGUCAUUCUGCACGACAAGCAGGAGCUGGACCUCUGGUACGUCAUCCUGAACGGGGCCGUGGAGAUCAGCCACCCGGAGCCCAGAGCGGAGACUCUCUGCAUGGGCAACAGCUUCGGCAUCUCGCCCUCUCUGGACAAGCAGCGCAUGAACGGAGAGGUCCGCACCAAGGGGGACGACUGCCAGUUUGUGUGCGUCGCCCAGGAGGACUACUGCCGCAUCCUCAACCACGUGGAGAAGAACACGCACAAGGUGGAGGAGGAGGGCGAGAUCGUGAUGGUGAAGGAGCACCGCGAGCUGGACCGCAGCGGCACCCGGAAGGGACACAUCGUCAUCAAGGGAACCCCAGAGCGCCUGAUCAUGCACCUGGUGGAGGAGCCGUCGGUGGUGGACCCCACUUACAUCGAGGACUUCCUGUUGACCUACAGGACCUUCCUGUCCAACCCCAUGGAGGUCGGGAAGAAGCUGCUGGAGUGGUUCAACGUGGACAGCCUCCGGGACACGGUCACCAGGAUAGUGCUGCUGUGGGUCAACAACCACUUCAACGACUUUGAGGGCGACCCGGCCAUGACGCACUUCCUGGAGAACUUUGAGAAGCAUCUGGAAGCCACGAAGAUGAAGGGGCACCUGCGGCUGCUGAACAUCGCGUGUGCAGCCAAAGCCAAGUGGAGGCAGGUCACCCUGCAGAAGGCCUCCAGGGAGUCUCCGCUCCACUUCAGCGUGCAAGGCGGCAGCGAGAGGGGCUUCGGCAUCUUCGUGGAGUCGGUGGAAGCAGGAAGCAAGGCUGCGGAGGCCGGACUCAAACGGGGAGACCAGAUCAUGGAGAUCAAUGGUCAGAACUUUGAGAACAUCUCCUUGUCCAAAGCGGUUGACAUCCUGAAAAACAACACGCACCUGUCCCUCACAGCGAAGACCAACAUAUUUGUCUUCAAAGAGCUCCUCAGCAGGAUCGUCCACGAGAAGAAGAACGGGGCUCCUCACAUCCCCAAGAUCCAAGAGAAAAAGGGCAACCGCUUCUCCAUCGCCGACCUCCCCGGAGACAUGGAGUUCCCCUCGGACCACAAGAGCACCAGGAAGAUGAAGGCCAACACCGUGUCCGGGGGGCGGAACAAGAUCCGGAAGAUGCUGGAGAAGACGCGCUUCAGCAUCCUGCCGCCCAAACCCUUCAGUGAUGGCGGCGUGGGUCAGUCUCAGGACGACAGCAUCGUGGGGACCAAGCAGUGCCGCCACAGCGUGGCCAUCAUGCCCAUCCCCGGAAACCUGUCGUCCAGCAGCCCUGACCUGCUGCACCCGGCCUCCAGCGUGCUGGACUUCUCCAACCCAGCAGCCCUGGGACUCUACUACAUCCCGGACCAGGUGAUCCGGGUGUUCAAGGCCGACCAGCAGAGCUGCUACAUCAUCAUCAGCAAGGACACCACCGCCAAGGACGUGGUGGCCCACGCCGUCAACGAGUUCGGCCUCCUGGCGGCGCCCGAGACCUACUCCCUGUGCGAGGUGUCCGUGAGCCCGGAGGAGGUCAUCAAGCAGCGCCGGCUGCCCGACCAGCUCUCCAAGCUGGCCGACCGCAUCCAGCUCAACGGCAGGUACUACCUGAAGAACAACAUGGAGACGGAGACGCUGUGUUCCGACGAGGACGCUCAGGACCUCCUCAGAGAGAGCCACAUCUCUCUGCUGCAGCUCAGCACCAUGGAGGUCGCCGCCCAGCUCUCCAUGAGGGACUUUGAGCUCUUCAGGAACAUCGAGUCCACAGAGUACGUGGACGACCUGUUCAAACUGGACUCCUCGCUGGGCAGUGGCCACCUGAAGCAGUUCGAGGAGGUGAUAAACCAGGAGACCUUCUGGGUCGCCACGGAGAUCCUGAAGGAGCCCAACGCCCUGAAGAGGAUGAAGACCAUCAAGCACUUCAUCAAGAUCGCGCUGCACUGCAGGGAGUGCAAGAACUUCAACUCCAUGUUCGCUAUCAUCAGCGGCCUGAACCUGGCGCCGGUGGCCCGGCUGCGCAGCUCGUGGGAGAAGCUGCCCAGCAAGUACGAGAAGCUGUUUGGGGACCUGCAGGACGUCUUCGACCCCUCCAGGAACAUGGCCAAGUACCGCAACGUGCUGAGCAGCCAGAGCAUGCAGCCGCCCAUCAUCCCGCUGUUCCCCGUGGUCAAGAAGGACCUCACCUUCCUGCACGAAGGAAACGACUCCAGCGUGGACGGCCUCGUGAACUUCGAGAAGCUGAGGAUGAUCGCCAAGGAGAUCCGACACGUGGUGCGGCUGACCUCGGCCAACAUGGACCCGGCCCUCAUGUUCAGACAGAGGAAGAAGAGGUGGAAGAGUUUAGGGUCUCUGAGUCAGGGCAGCACCAACUCCAACAUGCUGGACGUGCAGGGCGGCGCCCACAAGAAGCGAGUGCGCCGCAGCUCGCUGCUCAACGCCAAGAAGCUGUACGAAGACGCCCAGAUGGCGAGGAAGGUGAAGCAGUACCUGUCCAACCUGACGGUGGAGAUCGACGAGGAGAAGCACCAGGUCAUGUCCCUGCAGUGCGAGGCCUCCUACAGCACCUUGUCUAAGAACCUGAGUGACAGACGGCCCACCAAGGCCGACAUGUCUCCGGUGUCCCUGCGCUCCACUCUGCCUUCAGGGAAGACGCAGAACCGGGUGUCUCAAGUCCUUCAGGUCCAGGUCCCUCUGAACCCUCUACGGAAGAAGAGCACGGCCAAGGACAUGGGCCUUUCUAACUCCAGCUCUCCUCAGGUGGUGAAGAAGCCUCCUGUGAUGAUCUCGUCAGAGGAGUGGAGCUCAAAGAGGCCGUCUGACGACAGCAUGUCCCUGAUCUCCUCCCUCCACUCCAGCCCCACGGCGUCUCCUCAGGGCUCUCCACGUAAAGUGGGGGGCGUGGCCAAGUCCCACAACUACAGCCAGAUGAACCUGUCGGGAUCCUCGUCGUCUCUGACCAGCGACGCCGGCGCCAAGGCCGGCGUGGUCGGGCCGCGCAGCUACGGAAUAGGUUUCGCCCUCCUGCCGCCCGGCAAAGCAGACAACCUGUCGGACUCCAGUCACAGCGAGAUCUCGUCCCGCUCCAGCAUCUGCUCGGUGGACUCCGUGCCCGCCCCCGCGCCCGACGACCGCCGGGUCUGUGCCGCCGUUACCACGGCAACCACCGCCAGCACGGCUCCCGCCCCAGUCGCAGAGAGCACGCCGGCGACGCACGCACACGUAAACUGUGACGGCCACCUGCCGAGCACGAGUAGCAGUUCCUCGGCCCGCGGCUACGCCUCGCGCGCCUCCACCUUCACCUCCUCCAUCUCCACGGAGGAGCUGACCCCGGACCACGCCUCGCUGGACUCCGUGGGCGACAGCGGGCGCGGCAGCUGGACCUCCUGCUCCUCCAACUCCCACGACUCCUUCCAGAGCCUCCCGGCCUCGUCCUGCCGGCCCUGGGACCACGGCAUCCACGGGCACCCGCUGGCGCCCCCCCUCCACGCGCUGCCGGGCGGCUUCAAGCACGCGCAGCCUCCCAUCGCCGAGGUGGAGGCCGCGGGCCCCGCCUGGACCGGCGAGGAGGACGCCGCCGCCGCCAGGCGCCACUCCAGGAACUCCAGCUCUGACCUGUCCAGCCAGUCGCGGCGCAGCUGGGCGUCGUCCGGCUCGCUGUCGGACGCCUACGAGGGAAACUACGGCACCGUGAAGCGGCGGAACGCCUCGGAGCUCCCGCCCUCGCCCGCCGAGGAGGACGGAGGCCAGAGCGCCGACCCCGCCUACAAGACGGUGACGUCCAGCACGGAGAAAGGCCUGAUAGGCUACCAGGGUCUGGCUCUGGGGGAUCUGGGCCUCACGGACGGGGUCCCCCUCCCCAGGCCCCCCCACCUCAGACCUCCGGACUACAGCGUGGCUCUGCAGAGGAGCAAGCUCCUGCAGAGCCCCGGGGCGGCCGGCGGUCUGGCUGAGGCUCGGCGGCAGGCCGCUAACCACCAACACCACCUCCUCCAGCACCCCCACCCCCACCCCCACCCCCUCCACCUCCACACAGCCGGCUCCAGACCGCCCAGCGUCUGCCUCCCGCCGCACGAGCUGACCGACAGCGAGGACGAUGAGCAAGUGUCUGCGGUGUGAAGAUGACGAUGUCACACACACAGACACACACACACACAGACACAGACACACACACACACACACACACAGACACACACACACACACAGACACACACACACACAGACACAGACACACACACACACACACACACACAGACACACACACACACACACACACACACACACACACACACGUGUUGAUCAGGCUUUGGACUGAACUAGCGGCCUGCUGUCAUCGCGCAUCAGAGCACAUCCUCAAACAGCCCUCGGACCACAAUGCACCUCUCUCUGGGUCACAUGACCGCUCUUUGCCAUCGUCUCUGUCCAGAAGACGAAAAAGAUACUUUUAGUCCGAAGACGAGAGGAGGAGAUCAAAGAUGGCGCCUGAAGGAGGAGGAAUAAAAACCUCCUCCUUUUCUUAGACUUGUUUUUAGGCUUUUAUGAUGUUGUGCAGUGAUUCCUUUUCCUUUUUUUCUGAGCUUUGCAAAGUUUUAACGUGAGGAGGAGACAAAAGGGACGGAACGGACCAAUAGCAUCGUGACGUUCCACGGAUGCAUUCACACAAACGGAGCACAUGGUCCUCCUCUGGAGGGGAGCGUCUGCAGACAUCUCUGAACUGUUAUCACUCCUUUUCUCACGAGCUGAAGAACAAAGAAGUGAAAAGCUGUAAUGAGGAUAAAUGAGCACACGCACUGAGUCACGUGCUAAAAGGACAGUGUUUACACCUUUGUUUACAGUGUUUAUUUGACUCGUCAUUCAACCGUGUACAUUUGUUAAUAAAGCUGCAGGAACAUAAACGUCGACUCAUUGGAAAAGGAGUGACGACGUCUUGCAUCUCCACUCCACAUUUUGUACAAUAUUUAAAGGAUUUGCCUAAAGAAAACUAAACAAAUGUCUAUUUGUACUGAAAGUGGAAGCAGAUUUGUACAUUGUGUUUAUUGUUUCUGGAAUACAGAUGUGUGUCGCUCUGUGAUGCUUCUUCUGUUUCUUUGCCACAAAGACUUGAAGAUAUUUUACAUGGCACACACACACACACACACCCAUGUGUGUAUAUAUAUAAGUACGUGUGUGUGUCUUUGUUUUUGUUGUUGUUUGACUAGCGUCGUGUAUAAACGAGAACAGAGCCUCUACAAAGGUUAUUUUUUUGAAUAUUUUGUUAUAAGAAAUAAUCCAGUCUCUUGACCCCUCCCACCUGUCACCCUCUGCCCCCCCCCCCUCCCUGGAUGAGUAAUCGCUGCUGGUGUGUGUGUGUGUGUGUGUGUUUCCGCUGCCCGGUUAGAACCAACAUUGUUUUUUUCUUUCAUCUCCUCUGAGGCUCACGACUCUUUUAUUCAGUCUUCACUCGGCGACCUCUGACCUCUGAGAAGCUCCUCGACGGGGUCGACUGAGUGAGGCCGUUCUUGUCUUUAUUUGCACAUCUGUAUUGCUCAGAUCGAUCAGUGUUAGCGCGUCGCAGCGCGGCCCAGAUGUGGAGAGCAGCUGUUUACCUCUGAGAGCUAAACUUUGAUUCAGUAUUUGUCUCCAUAAAACGACUCCUUCUUUAUUUUGUGUAGCAUUUAGUUUAUUCUGUGACUUUAACUCAGUUAUCACCUUAUUAGCCCAAAACAAUCACACAAUCUUAAACACGCCAAUGACAAAUCCUCAUCAAUCAUGAAUAGACAAAUUAUAAUGUAUUUUUUACACUAAUUUUAACACCUGUGACAAUUUACACGAAACUCCACAAUCAGCUGACUGCAUGUUUUUAUCAGGAUAAAAACUCCUGUCGUCCCGCCUUCUUUUUACCCAGAAUGCAAUAAGAGAGACGUGAACGUGCGUUGUUUGGUUUCUUUUGGCAUUACAGCAGAAAUGCACAACAAUGAGCUCCAUGUGGUGAGUGCGCUGCACGACGUGCACGACGUGCACGACGUGCACGGCGAGGCGUCUCGUGUCUUCUUCUCGUAGCCGUCGUAAUUUAUGUCUUUUAGAAAGACAACAUGAUUUUGCUCGUACGCUUUUCAUGUCUUUUUACGAGUGAUUGUAAAUAGUUGUUAUAUUUUUGUUUAAGAGAAUGUUUAAGAAGGAAAAAAAAAACUUUUAUUUCUUCAAGUCUACUGAUAAGAAUAAAAUGUUAAGC
This is a messenger RNA of Pungitius pungitius (ninespine stickleback), 7448 nucleotides long. RefSeq names its product Rap guanine nucleotide exchange factor (GEF) 6 (gene rapgef6). The record is from RefSeq and is a predicted model, not a curated record. Gene Ontology annotation, molecular function: guanyl-nucleotide exchange factor activity; protein binding. NCBI's taxonomy places the organism in Eukaryota, Metazoa, Chordata, Actinopteri, Perciformes, Gasterosteidae. Gene Ontology annotation, biological process: small GTPase-mediated signal transduction.